AUGUUAACACUGAUAAGGCCAUUCUACCUACUCCUAUAUGUUGAUGACAUGUUGAUUGCCUCAGGAAACAAGAAAGUGAUUAAGAAUCUUAAGGAGAAGUUGAGUGGCGAGUUUGAGAUGAAGGACAUGGGAAAGGCCUCAAGAAUCUUAGGCAUGGACAUUACUCGUGAUCGAAUGCUAAGCUGUGAUUACUCCUACUGCAUCACACAUCAAAUUGAGAAGCCUCACAGAUGGAUGAGUGGAAAGUGGAAAGCAUCUCAGAUGGAAAGAAUUCCCUAUGCUAGCGCUGUGGUAAGCCUAAUGUACGCCAUGGUGGGAUCUAGACCUGAUCUCGGAUUUGCAGUAGGAUACGUGUGUCGAUUCAUGAGUAAACCAGGACGAGAACACUUGAAAGCAGUUCAGUGGGUCCUAAGGAUAUUCAACUCAGACUAUGCUACAGACAGGGACAGAAGUCGUUCAGUUACAGGAUAUGCAUUCAAAUUUGGAGGAAAUACAGUUUCAUGGAAAUCUUGCCUACAGUCAGUUGUUGCACUAUCAACUACAGAAGCUGAAUACAUGGCACUAAACGAGGCAGCUAAAGAGGCAAUGUGGCUAAAGAAUAUGCAAUGA
Messenger RNA from Raphanus sativus (radish), 609 nucleotides. RefSeq names its product secreted RxLR effector protein 161-like. The transcript is spliced from 3 exons. Bases 1 to 609 code for a protein of 202 amino acids. The record is from RefSeq and is a predicted model, not a curated record. Lineage: Eukaryota; Viridiplantae; Streptophyta; Magnoliopsida; Brassicales; Brassicaceae.